Messenger RNA from Salvia splendens (bonfire salvia), 3465 nucleotides. RefSeq lists its product as uncharacterized. NCBI's taxonomy places the organism in Eukaryota, Viridiplantae, Streptophyta, Magnoliopsida, Lamiales, Lamiaceae. The transcript has 8 exons. Gene Ontology annotation, biological process: regulation of DNA-templated transcription; protein phosphorylation. Gene Ontology annotation, molecular function: DNA binding; ATP binding; transmembrane receptor protein tyrosine kinase activity. The record is from RefSeq and is a predicted model, not a curated record. Bases 21 to 3251 code for a protein of 1076 amino acids.
CUUUGAGAGUCGCAGGAGAGAUGACAUCUUUGAGAAUUUUGCAGGAGCAUUACGUUGAUAAGCUGCACCAUAAUAUGAUCAUCUUCUUCCUCGUGUUUUUUUACGGCGGCUUAGGCGCCGCUGCAGAUCCUUAUCACAUUUCGAUCGACGGAGUUGCACACAGCGGCAGACACUGGCUCCGAGAAGGCUCAUCAACCGUCUCAACUGCCAAGGGAGGCCUCAUCACAGCUCGAGUUUCUGCCUCUCGGUUUUCCUAUUCAUUGAAGCUGAGUCCGGGUCAGAAAAUCAUGCGCUUCCACUUCCAACCAUCGUCCUACAUUGGUUUUGAAAGCUCCAACGACUUCUUCUCAGUCGAAGCUGGUAAUUCGUCGUUACUAGCUGAUUUCAGUGCUUCCGUAACUGCUCAUGCUCUUGCUGUCAACGUUAUUGUUAAACAAUUCUGUGUAACUGUGGAAGAAAAUGAGACUCUUAACCUAGAUUUCUCCCCUGCAUUGGGAAAUAGCUAUGCUUUUGUCAAUGGGAUUGAUAUUAUCUCAAUACCUUCCAUCACUUCUCCUUACUGUGAUAGUCGGGUUGCUCCAAACCCUAUCAUCCAUGUUGACAGCAGCACCGCGCUUGAAAGGGUUCAUUAUCAGCACGUUAAAUGGGGGCCUGUUUCGUCCGGGGAUGAUAUCGCUUCCAUGUUCGGGGUGUGGGCCGAACAACCAAGUGUUGGAGAAGACGCAGAAAUGGCUACUAAUAAGACAUGGAUAGCGUAUGUUGAUGUUGGAUUCGAUUAUAUGGUGAGGCUUCACUUUUGCGAGAUUGGACUCCACAUGGAUUUCGUGCUUCUCGUUAAUGGCAGGGUAGCCUUAACCAGUGCUGAUAUCCUCCAACAGAGGAGGGGAAAUAGAGAAUUCUUUUGGUAUAACAACUAUGUGGUGAUGGAUGAAGAGCUCAAGCAAGGUGAUAUCUCUGUUUCUCUGCACUCUCGCCAUGAAUUCAUGGAUCGACGCGGCCCACUUGAAGGAUUUGAAGUAUUUAAGAUUAGCAGCCAUCAUUCACCAUCAUGGACUCUGCUACGCCCUCUGCGGUUUUUCUCAUACAUCACCAUCAUAUUACAUAUAUGUUGCAUAGUAUUCAUAUUCUAUCUGGAGGACAAAAUGUCUCGAUGUGAGUUUACCAAUGAGGAUAACAAACCAUCGUCACUCAGUCAUCGCUUUUCACUAGCUGGGAUUCUAAGAAUUUGUGAAUAUGAUGGAGUCGGCAAAGGGUUCAUGGAUUGUGGCAGAGAGAUUGUAGGCAUAAACCCAUUCGGGAUUGAUUCCAAGCAAAGGGAGAACAAGUUCUGGACAGUGAUUGAGCCAAAACAGAUGAUACUUGUUGAUAAGUACACUCCCAACGGGAAAUUGCCUGACCACCUCGACAAACUAGAAAGGAAAAGGAAACAAUCCCAGAUCUGCAUUGAAGUCAGUCGGGCACUAAAAUGCCUUCACACUGGCCCCAUGAUCAUACAUAAAGAUCUGAAGCCUGGAAAUGUUCUGCUUGACAACAAGUUUGAGGCUAGACUUUCAGAUUUUGACUUGGCCAAAACUUUGAGUUUUAACGAGUCACAGAGCCAAGAUAGCACAAAGCUUAUAGGAACAUGUGGAUAUACUGGCCCGGGCUUUAUCACUAGUGGUGAACUAACGAAAAAAAGUAACAUCUUUUCUUCUGGGGCGCUAAUGAUGAAAGUAAUGUUUGGAAGAGCUGCUAGGGAGCCACUGAGAGAAGAAGAUAAGUGUAUUCUAACUACAUUGGCUGAGAGGACUAAAGUUGAAGAUGACGAUUAUGAUAAAUCUCAGCAAGAGAACAUGAAUCUUAUUGUACCUAAUGAGAAAAUAGGUAUUGACAAUCACGUGAGAUGGAUAUCAAUACCACGAUUGUGGCUUCGCCCGGUAUAUACCAGAGAUACUUUUUAUCUGCCCACAGAACGUUUAAGUACAGUUUACAAGAGCCUUUACAAUAAGAAAUCCGCUGUAAGUGCACAGGUUAAACUGAGACUGCUCGCGACCGGCUUACAGGAGUGGCAGAUGCCUCAGGUGCAGGUGCCUUGGGUGCUGGGAGAAGGAGGUUUUGGCAGGGUUUACAAGAGGUUUAUGAAUUCUGAAAGUGACCAAGGCUUUCGAGAGUGGGAGGUACCAACGGCCAAAUCGGUAGUGAUCAUUGCCUCCUUGACCGGCUCACAGAAGUGCCAGAUGCCUCCGGGGGUCCGGUUCCACCCCAGUGAUGAGGAGCUGAUGAUAUAUUACCUCUCGAAGAAGCUGAAGUGGGUCUCCGCCCCUUUGGACAUUGAUCACUAUGAUUAUUACCCGUGGAAUCUGUCAAAAAGGUCUUUCUCCGGAGAGAAUGAAUGGUUCAACUUCAGCAGGUGGGAUGGGAAAAGAGCAUGGGGAGCCACCUCCCGGCAUCAGAAGGCGACUAGGAUGCUCAUGCCAGUGAUUUUAUCAGGGGCAGGAAAGUAUACUCUGAUGCGUGAGUACAUUCUGGAAGAAAAAUCAGCUAUCUACAGAUAUUUCAAGGCCAAUAAAAUAUUGCUGGAUGAAUUAUACAGAGCCAAACUAUCUGCACUCACAACAUUAUGGCAGCUUGAACUGGGAGUGCUCAUGGGCUCACAGAAGCGGCAGAUGUGUCUGAAGAUCCGGCUCCACCCCACUAAUGAAGAAGAUUAUGGCCACUACUAUAAACCAUGGGAUCUCCCAAAAUGGUCGUUCUUCGAGGAGCAGGAAUGGUUCUACUUCAGCCCAAGGGAUAGGAAGAGAACACAGGGAGCCACCUCCGGGCAUCAGAAGGCGACCGGGAUGCACAGUCCAGUGGUGCCAAUAGGGAUAACAGAGUGGGCGAUGAUGCUCAUGGGCUCACAGAAGCGGCAGAUGCGUCUGAAGAUCCGGCUCCACCCCACUAAUGAAGAAGAUUAUGGCCACUACUAUAAACCAUGGGAUCUCCCAAAAUGGUCAUUCUUCGGGGAGCAGGAAUGGUUCUACUUCAGCCCAAGGGAUAGGAAGAGAACACAGGGAGCCACCUCCGGGCAUCAGAAGGCGACCGGGAUGCACAGUCCAGUGGUGCCAAUAGGGAUAACAGAGUGGGCGAUGAUGCUCGAGCACAUGCUGGAAGACGACACCAAUUGUCCUUAUCGACAAUACAAUGACUGGCUGAAGCACAUGAUUAUGAUUGAAUAUCCUCCUAGUGCAUUGCCUCUGCAGAAACUGACUUUCAAGCCACACUGGAAAUAAGAUCAUCGACAGUAUACUCUUCCUUAUUAAUCUCUAUACUCUAUUGAUACCAUUGUAAAAUAGUGAAUAAAGUGAAAAAUAAUGAGUAUAGAGUUAGUUGAAGCAUAAACUGAACCACUUGUGCUGAAAGUGUGUAUGUCUGUUACCAUACUUUGAUACAAGAAACACUAUUGCAUCAUAUCUUUUCUUUCUAUGGAGUUUAAGUUUUUAUUUG